Astyanax mexicanus (Mexican tetra) is the source of this 9984-nucleotide messenger RNA. It is a transcript of the gene ces2b, whose product is annotated as carboxylesterase 2b. Bases 352 to 9858 code for a protein of 3168 amino acids. Lineage: Eukaryota; Metazoa; Chordata; Actinopteri; Characiformes; Acestrorhamphidae. The transcript is spliced from 73 exons. The record is from RefSeq and is a predicted model, not a curated record.
UAUAUGUUUGGUCAUUGCAUUUAUUCAGAAACGAGAACAGAGCAGAACAAACUCAUUUUUGGUUCGUAAUCGAUGGACUUUUAACAGUGAAACCUUUGUGAGCACUUCGAGCGCCUCGUAGUUUUAUCACUUUUUAUCACCUAAAUCAAACACGGCCUGGACCUGUAGCAUAAUUGAAACCGCUCCAACUGUAAUAACUUACAAAAUAGCUAAAGGCAAAGUUCACGCUGCCCCUCCUCCGCCCUUCUUACGCAACGCCACGGACCCACGCAUAAGAAACCUGCAGCGGCCCCGCAGCAGCAGCAGCUCACAGCCUCAGAGAGAGAUCCUGAACAUCAGGACCGAGGAGCUAUGGGGGGCUUAGCGCUGCUGGUGUGCAGUGUAAUGGGGGCGGCCCUGCUAAACCCAGCCGCAGCAAACCAAGGACCUGUUGUUCAGACUAAACUAGGGGCUCUAAAAGGUGAGUAUUUGACGGUUAAAGGGAAGGACACGGUCGUCCACAGCUACCUGGGUGUACCGUUUGCAAAGCCACCAUUGGGACCUUUGAGACUCGCCCCACCACAGCCUGCAGAAGCAUGGGCAGGAGUCCGAGACGCCACACAGCAGCCCUACAUGUGUUUACAAAAAAGAAAGUUUCUUUUGGAUAUUAUAAAGACAAUGUCUGUGAAUACUGAAAUUCCUGAGGUGUCAGAGGACUGUCUCUACCUAAAUAUUUACACACCCUCUAAACCAGAUGAAGAUGCCAAGUUACCUGUAUUGGUGUGGAUACAUGGUGGAGGAUUUGUCUUGGGCGCAGCCGCCAUGCAGGACGGAAGUGGUUUGGCAGCCUAUCAGAAUGUUGUUGUGGUGAUAAUCCAGUACAGGCUCGGAUUAACCGGAUUUUUCAGCACAGGGGAUGAACAUGCUCCAGGAAACUACGGUCUCUUGGACCAGUUGGCUGCACUUCGAUGGGUCCAGGAGAACAUCCAGAGCUUUGGAGGAGAUCCUGCAAAAGUCACCAUCUUUGGAGAGUCUGCAGGAGGAGUCAGUGUGUCUUUGCAGAUUCUGUCACCAAUGUCUGCUGGUCUUUUCCGCUAUGCCAUAGCCCAGAGUGGCACUGCUGCAAUGGAUGUACUCAUGACAAGUCACCCUUUACCAGCGGCUCAGCGUGUAGCUAAUGCUUCAGGCUGUGAUAUCUCCAGCAUUAAGAAGAUGGUUGAGUGUGUUAUGCAGUUGUCAGAGGAGGAGCUUGUAAAGAUUGCCCAAAAUGCAGAACUGGGUGUACAAAUAACGACGGAUGGACAAUUUCUUCCUAAACCUGCAGAAAAACUUCUUCAGAAUAAAGAGUUCAAAAAAGUGCCGUUAAUUACUGGUGUGACUGACGAUGAAGGUGGAUAUUCACUCCCUAAUUUCCUUGCUCCACCUGACUGGGUUGAUGGAAUGGAACGAGAGAAAGUCCUGUCACUGAUGGCUGCCAUUUUUCCUACCUUUGGAGACAAAUCAAUUCAUGAAGCUUUGCUGAAUGAGUAUGUGGGCACCACAAAUGAUCUGAUUAAAAUUCGAGAUGGUUUUAGAGAGAUGUAUGGAGACAUUAUGUUUAAUAUUCCUGCACGCAUAACAGCACAACACCACAAAGAUUCUGGCGCUCCAGUGUACUUGUAUGAGUUCCAGCAUACUUUCACUGAACUGAAGAAGAAGAGACCCAGCUUUACUGGGAGUGACCAUGCAGAUGAGCUUCAUUUUGUGUUUGGUAACUGCUUUGUAAAUGGACGCAUGAAAAUUCUUGGUCAGUUCACAGAGAAAGAGAAUGAACUGUGUAGAACCAUGAUGGCCUACUGGGGGAACUUUGCUCGCACUGGAUCUCCAAAUGGACCGGGUCUGACACCAUGGCCUGAGCAUGGAGCUGAUGCUGAGUAUCUGGCCAUUGGGCUGCAGCAGAAACCCGCCAAGAACCUGAAGGAAAAACACUAUACUUUCAUAACCGAGACUCUUCCACGCCUGAUAAGAGAGAAAAAGGAUGGACCUGUUGUUCAGACUAAACUAGGGGCUCUGAAAGGUGAGUAUUUGACGGCUAAAGGGAAGGACACGGUCGUCCACAGCUACAUGGGUGUACCUUUUGCAAAGCCUUUAAGACUCGCCCCACCACAGCCUGCAGAAGCAUGGGCAGGAGUGAGAGAAGCCACACAGCACCCCAACAUAUGCAUUCAAAAUAGACCACUUCUAAUAAACCUUUUUCAAGGUUUUUCCAACAUAAAAAUUCCAGAAGCGUCGGAGGACUGCCUCUAUCUUAACGUCUACACUCCUGCUAAACCUGGUGAAGAUGCUAAAUUACCUGUCAUGGUGUGGAUACAUGGUGGAGCGUUAACUAUAGGUGGAACCUUCAUGCAGGACGGAGGUGUUUUAUCAGCCUAUCAGAAUGUUGUUGUGGUUGUAAUCCAGUACAGGCUUGGGAUACUUGGAUUUUUCAGCACAGGGGAUGAACACUCUCCAGGAAACUAUGGUCUCCUGGAUCAGGUGGCUGCUCUUCAGUGGGUGCAGGAGAACAUCCACAGCUUUGGAGGAGAUCCUGGAUCCGUCACCAUCUUGGGAGAAUCUGCUGGAGGGUUCAGUGUGUCUCUGCAGAUUCUGUCGCCACUGUCUGCUGGUCUCUUCCGAUAUGCCAUAGCUGAAAGUGGGACUGCUACAAUGGAUUCAGUCUUGGCUGAUGAUCCUUUACCAACAGCUCAGCAUUUAGCCAAUCUCUCCAGCUGUGACAUCUCCAGCUCAAAGACAAUGGUUGAUUGUGUUAUGAAUAUGUCAGAGGAGGAGCUUCUGAGGAAUGCUGAAAAGGCGGAACUAAUUUCUGUCAAAGUGGCAGUAGAUGGACAGUUUCUCCCUAAACCUGUUUAUGAAAUUCUUCAGAAUCAGCAGUUCCACAAAGUGCCAUUUAUUACCGGUAUCAAUGAUGAUGAGGGGGGCUUUUCACUCUUACAUUUUCGUUUACGUCCAGGGUGGACUGAGGGGGUAGAUCGAGAGCAGGCACUAGCAGUAAUGCCUUUCAUGAAUCCUCAGCUCAGUGACAGACAGGUUCGUGAAGCAGUGCUGAAUGAGUAUGUGGGCAGCACGGAUGAUCCAAUCAAAGUCCGAGAUGGCGUUAGAGAGAUGUAUGGGGACCUCAUGUUCAAUAUUCCUGCACGCAAAACGGCGAAAUACCACAAAGAUUCUGGAGCUCCAGUGUACUUGUACGAGUUCCAGCAUACUUUGAGUUUGUUCAAGAAGAUGAGGCCCAGUUUUGUUGGGUGUGACCAUGGAGAUGAACUUACUUUUGUUUUUGGGACCUGCUUUACAAACAUCGAUCUUCCAGUUCAGUUCACAGAGGGAGAGAAUGAACUAUGUAGAACCUUAAUGUCAUACUGGGGGAACUUCGCUCGCACUGGAUCUCCAAAUGGACCAGGCCUAACACCAUGGCCUGAGCAUGGAGCUGAUGCUGAGUAUCUGGCCAUUGGACUGGAGCAGAAACCUGCCAAGAACCUGAAAGGAAAACACUAUACUUUUAUAACCGAGACCCUUCCACGCCUGAUAAUAGAGAAAAAGGAUGGACCUGUUGUUCAGACUAAACUAGGGGCUCUAAAAGGGGAGUAUUUGAUGGUUAAAGGGAAGGACACAGUCGUCCACAGCUACCUGGGUGUACCGUUUGCAAAGCCACCAUUGGGCCCUUUGAGACUCGCCCCACCACAGCCUGCAGAAGCCUGGGCAGGAGUCAGAGACGCCACACAGCAGCCCAACAUCUGCAUUCAGAGCAAACCUCUGCUUGUUCAACUUUUACAAAUGUUUGCUGUAAACAUGGACAUUCCUGAGAUCUCGGAGGACUGCCUAUACCUCAACGUUUACACACCUGCUAAACCUGGUGAAGAUACCAAAUUACCUGUCAUGGUGUGGAUCCAUGGUGGAGCAUUUACCAUAGGCUCAGCCUCCAUGCAGGACGGAAGUGUUUUAGCAGCCUAUCAGAAUGUUGUUGUGGUGGUAAUCCAGUACAGGCUUGGGGUACUCGGAUUUUUCAGCACAGGGGAUGAACACUCUCCAGGAAAUUAUGGUCUCCUGGACCAGGUGGCUGCACUUCAGUGGGUGCAGGAGAACAUUUACAGCUUUGGAGGAGAUCCUGGAAAAGUCACCAUCUUUGGAGAAUCUGCUGGAGGAGUCAGUGUGUCUCUACAGAUUCUGUCACCACUGUCUGCUGGUCUCUUCCACUCUGCUGUAGCACAGAGUGGCAGUUCGGCAGUAGAUGCAAUCUGGGCUUCCGACCCUUUACCAACAACUCAGCAUUUAGCUAAUAUAUCCGGAUGUGACAUCUCCAGCUCGAAGACGAUGGUGGAUUGUGUUAUGAAGUUGUCAAAGGAGGAGCUUUUGAGGAAUGCGGAAGCUGAGGGACUUGUCUCAGUCCAAGUAGCAAAAGAUGGACGAUUUCUUCCUAAAUCGAUAAAAGAACUUCUUCAAAACAAGCAGUUUCACAAGGUGCCACUUAUGACUGGUCUGACUGAUGAUGAGGGUGGCUUUGGACUUAUUGAUUUUCUUUUACCUCAGGGAGAGUGGAUGGAUGGAGUAGACCGAGAGCAAGUUAUGGCAUUUAUGCCUUUCUUUUGUACAUCCAAUGACAGAUCGGUUCACGAGGCACUGCUGAAUGAGUAUGUGGGUCCCAGAGAUGAUCGGAUUAAAAUCCGGGAUGCUUUAAGAGAGAUAUAUGGAGAUGUUAUAUUUAAUAUUCCAGUGCGCCGAAUGGCAAAACACCAGAAAGAUUCUGGAGCACCAGUGUACAUAUAUGAGUUCCAGCAUACUUUGACUGAUAUCAAGAAUAAAAGACCCAGCUUUGUUGGCACUGACCAUGGAGAUGAGCUUCAUUUUGUUUUUGGCUCCUGCUUUGCAAACGCACACAUUAAGAUACCAAGUCAGUUCACAGAGAAAGAGAAUGAACUGUGUAGAACCGUAAUGGCCUACUGGGGGAACUUUGCUCGCACUGGAUCACCAAAUGGACCGGGUCUGACACCAUGGCCUGAGCAUGGAGCUGAUGCUGAGUAUCUGGCCAUUGGACUGGAGCAGAAACCUGCCAAGAACCUGAAGGGAAAACACUAUACUUUCCUAACCGAGACUCUUCCACGCCUGAUAAGAGAGAAGAAAGAUGGACCUGUUGUUCAGACUAAACUAGGGGCUCUAAAAGGUGAGUAUUUCACGGCUAAAGGGAAGGACACGGUCAUCCACAGCUACCUGGGUGUUCCGUUUGCAAAGCCACCAUUGGGCCCUUUGAGACUCGUCCCACCACAGCCUGCAGAAGCAUGGGAAGGAGUCCGUGACGCCACACAGCAGCCCUACAUGUGUAUCCAGAACAGGCAGGCAACUGUGGAUCUCUUUGCCAAUUUUUCACUGAGUAUGGAGAUUCCUGACAUAUCGGAAGACUGCCUCUACCUCAACAUUUACACUCCAGCAAAACCAGCUCAAGAUAUCAAGCUUCCUGUCAUGGUUUGGAUUCAUGGUGGGGGGCUGAGUUUGGGCUCUGCAUCAGUCUAUGAUGGAUCAGUUUUAGCUGCAUACCAGGAUGUAGUUGUAGUACUGAUCCAGUACAGGUUGGGUCUGUUAGGAUUCUUUAGCACAGGGGAUGAAAACGCUCCAGGAAACUACGGCCUCCUGGACCAGGUGGCUGCACUUCAGUGGGUGCAGGAGAACAUCCACAGCUUUGGAGGAGAUCCUGGAUCUGUCACCAUCUUUGGCGAGUCUGCAGGAGGAGCCAGUGUGUCCUUUUUGCUCCUCUCUCCAUUGUCUGCUGGACUGUUCCAUCGUGCAAUUGCAGAGAGUGGUUGUGCUAUGAUGCCAGGUAUCAUGGUGGAUCCCUUUCCUGUAGCCCAGCAUGUGGCCAAUGUUUCUGGUUGUGACAUCAGCAGCACAAAGAAGAUUGCUGAGUGUGUAAAGCAGUUUCCAAUAGAGAAUAUCAAAAGACUUUCUGAAGAGCGUGCAAUGCUGCAUUUUGUAGUAACAGAAGAUAAAGCAUUUUUGCCCAAACCUGUGAAGGAGCUCCUUCAGAAUCAAGAGUUCCACAAAGUGCCACUCAUGACUGGUGUGAAUGAUGACGAGUUUGGAUGGGAGAUGCCCAGUAUAAUUAUUUCUCCAGAAUGGGCUAAAGAAAUGGACAGAGAGCAAGUUCUGUCAAUAAUGAGUUUCUUUGAUUCUAAUACAAAAACUCAGUUGAUCAAUGAACUGCUGGCAGACGAAUACCUGGGCUCAUCUGUUGAUCCGAUUAACAUUCGAGACAGUUUCAGAGAGAUGAUGGCUGAUAUAAUCUUUAACAUUCCUGCUCUCUCACUAGCAAAAUUCCAUAAAGCUGCUGGUGCGCCGGUGUACUUCUAUGAGUUUCAGCAUCCUCCCAGCAUGUUCCAGGUAAAAAGACCCAGCUUUGUUGGGGCUGAUCACGGAGAUGAACUUGCCUUUGUUUUUGGCUUGUGCUUUGGCAAUGCCCAUGUCAUAGCGACUGGCUCUUUCACGGAGAAAGAGAAUGAACUGUGUAGAACUGUGAUGGACUACUGGGGGAACUUUGCUCGCACUGGUUCCCCAAAUGGACCCGGUCUGACACCAUGGCCUGAGCAUGGAGCUGAUGCUGAGUAUCUGGCCAUUGGCCUGGAGCAGAAACCUGGCAAGAACCUGAAGGAAAAAUCCUAUACUUUCAUAACCGAGACUCUUCCACGCCUGAUAAGAGAGAAGAAAGAUGGACCUGUUGUUCAGACUAAACUAGGGGUUCUAAAAGGUGAGUAUUUGACGGUUAAAGGGAAGGAAACGGUCGUCCACAGCUACCUGGGUGUUCCGUUUGCAAAGCCACCAUUGGGCCCUUUGAGACUCGCCCCACCACAGCCUGCAGAAGCAUGGGAAGGAGUCCGGGAUGCCACACAGCAGCCCUACAUGUGUAUCCAGAACAGGCAGGCAACUGUGGAAAUAUUUGGCAAUUUUUCACUGGGUAUGGAGAUUCCUGACAUAUCAGAAGACUGCCUCUACCUCAACAUUUACACUCCAGCAAAACCAGCUCAAGAUAUCAAGCUUCCUGUCAUGGUUUGGAUUCAUGGUGGAGGGCUGAAUAUGGGCUUUGCAUCAACCAGUGAUGGAUCAAUUUUAGCUGCAUACCAGAAUGUAGUUGUAGUAGUGAUCCAGUACAGGUUGAGUCUGUUAGGAUUCUUCAGCACAGGGGAUGAACACGCUCCAGGAAACUACGGCCUCCUGGACCAGGUGGCUGCACUUCAGUGGGUGCAGGAGAACAUCCACAGCUUUGGAGGAGAUCCUGGAUCCGUCACCAUCUUUGGCGAGUCUGCAGGAGGAGCCAGUGUGUCCUUUUUGCUCCUCUCUCCAUUGUCUGCUGGACUGUUCCAUCGUGCAAUUGCAGAGAGUGGCUGUGCUACAAUGGGAGGUAUGAUAGCGGAUCCCUUUCCUGUAGCCCAGCAUGUGGCCAAUGUUUCUGGUUGUGACAUCAGCAGCACAAAGAAGAUUGCUGAGUGUGUAAAGCAGUUGCCAAUAGAGGAUAUCAAAAGACUUACUGAAGAGAGUGCAAUGCUGCAGUUUGUAGUAACAGAAGAUAAAGCAUUUUUGCCCAAACCUGUGAAGGAGCUCCUUCAGAAUCAAGAGUUCCACAAAGUGCCACUAAUGAUUGGUGUGAAUGAUGACGAAUUUGGAUGGGUGAUGCCCAGUAUAUUUCUUACUCCAGAAUGGGCUAAAGGAAUGGAUAGAGAACAAGUUCUGUCAGUAAUGAAUGUCUUCGAUUCCAAUAAAAGACCUCGGUGGAUCAAUGAACUGCUGGCAGACGAAUACCUGGGCUCAUCUGUUGAUCCGAUUAAAAUUCGAGACAGUUACAGAGAGAUGAUGGCUGAUAUAAUCUUUAACAUUCCUGCACUCUCACUAGCAAAAUUCCAUAAAGCAGCUGGAGCGCCAGUGUACUUCUAUGAGUUCCAGCAUCCUCCCAGCAUGUUCCAGGUAAAAAGACCCAGCUUUGUUGGGACUGAUCACGGAGACGAAGUUUACUAUGUUUUUGGCUUGUGCUUUUGCUUUGACACUUUCACGGAGAAAGAGAAUGAACUGUGUGGGACUGUAAUGGAGUACUGGGGGAACUUUGCUCGCACUGGUUCACCAAAUGGACCAGGUCUGACACCAUGGCCUGAGCAUGGAGCUGAUGCUGAGUAUCUGGCCAUUGGGCUGCAGCAGAAACCUGGCAAGAACCUGAAGGAAAAACACUAUACUUUCAUGACCGAGACUCUUCCACGCCUGAUAAGAGAGAAAAAGGAUGGACCUGUUAUUCAGACUAAACUAGGGGCUCUAAAAGGGGAGUAUUUGACGGUUAAAGGGAAGGACACGGUCAUCCACAGCUACCUGGGAGUUCCGUUUGCAAAGCCACCAUUGGGCCCUUUGAGACUCGCCCCACCACAGCCUGCAGAAGCCUGGGAAGGAGUCCGAGACGCCACACAGCAGCCCAACAUGUGUAUCCAGAAAUGGAAAGCAAAUGCAAACCUCUUUGCCAAUUUUUUACGGAGUGUGGAGGUUCCUGACAUAUCGGAAGACUGCCUCUACCUCAACAUUUACACUCCAGCAAAACCAGCUCAAGAUAUCAAGCUUCCUGUCAUGGUUUGGAUUCAUGGUGGGGGUUUUAAUGCGGGCUCUGCAUCAAUCUUUGAUGGAUCAAUUUUAGCUGCAUACCAGGAUGUAGUUGUAGUAGUGAUCCAGUACAGGUUGGGUCUGUUAGGAUUCUUCAGCACAGGGGAUGAACACGCCCCAGGAAACUACGGCCUCCUGGACCAGGUGGCUGCACUUCAGUGGGUGCAGGAGAACAUCCACAGCUUUGGAGGAGAUCCUGGAUCUGUCACCAUCUUUGGCGAGUCUGCAGGAGGAAUCAGUGUGUCCCUUUUGCUUCUCUCUCCGUUGUCUGCUGGACUUUUUCAUCGUGGAAUUGCAGAGAGUGGCUGUGCUGUAAUUGCAGGUAUUGUGGAGGAUCCCGUUCCAUCAGCCCAGCAUGUGGCCAAAGUGUCAGGUUGUGACAUGAGCAGCACAAAGAAGAUUGCUGAGUGUGUAAAGCAGUUGCCAAUAGAGGAUAUCAGAAGACUUACUGAAGGGGGUGUGAAGCUGAAGUUUGUAGUAACAGAAGAUAAAGCAUUCUUGCCCAAACCUGUGAACGAGCUCCUUCAGAAUCAAGACUUCCACAAACUGCCACUCAUGAUUGGUGUGAAUAAUGACGAGUUUGGCUGGCUGAUACCCAAUGCAAUUAUGUCUCCAGAAUGGGCUAAAGGGGUGGACAGAGAGCAAGUUCUUUCAAUAAUGAGUGCCUAUGUUCCUAAUAAAAACCCUCAGUGGAUCAAACUGCUGGCAGACGAAUACCUGGGCUCAUCUGUUGAUCCGAUUAAAAUUCGAGACUGUUUCAGAGAAUUAAUGGCUGAUAUAUUGUUUUACAUUCCUGUUCUCUCACUUGCAAAAUUCCACAAAGCAGCUGGAGCGCCGGUGUACUUCUAUGAGUUCCAGCAGCCUCUCAGCAUGUUCCAGGUAAAGAGACCCAGCUAUGUUGGGGCUGAUCACGGAGACGAAAUUGCCUUUGUUUUUGGCUUGUGCUUUGGCAAUGGCCACGUUACAAGGACUGGCUCAGUCACAGAAAAAGAUAAUGAACUGUGUAGAACUGUGAUGAACUACUGGGGGAACUUUGCUCGUACUGGUUCACCAAAUGGACCAGGUCUGACACCAUGGCCUGAAUAUGGAUCUGAUGUUGAGUAUCUGGGCAUUGGGCUGGAGCAGAAGCCUGGCAAGAACCUGAAGGCAGAGCAUUACAUCUUCAUGACCGAGAAACUUCCAGAGCUGGUGCGUUCAGCUCAGGAGAAGGAGCACAGUGAGCUGUAGAAAAAGCUAAAGCUUCAGAAUUUAGUUAAAAACUUAAUGUCAAUGUUUCAAAAUGAACAAAUCUAAAAAGAACAUCUAAAUAUUUUAUAAAAAAAAUAGUCUGGGUGUGUUUCAUUCUUAGUAGUA